AGGACGUUGAAUUCAAAUAAGCGCCUAAUAAAUAGUACUUUAGUAUCAUAAAUCAAGAUCCUAUUGUAAAGAGAGGCAAAUAUGCCUUCUAUCUACAACCAAUGUGUAGAAAUGAUAGAAAAAUUUCAAAUAUUGUUAUCUACAAAGGUCAAAACAAGAAACAAAGAAGAAAAGAUCCAAAUCAAUGAGUCCACAUUUGUAUAAAAGGGAAAAUAAUCGAGGUAAAACCUUAUUAUAAUUAAAUGAUACGAAUGAUCAAUCAAAGGCUGGGUUCUUGUGAGUGUAUCUGAAGACUAGAAAUGUGUCCUGAUAAUCUUUACUAAUAUUAUAAAGCUGAAGAGUUUGUUUGUUUGAUCGCGCUAAUCUCAGGAACUAGUGGUCUGAUUUGAAAAAUUCUUUCAAUGUUAGAUAGCCCAUUUAUCGAGGAAGGCUAUAGGCUAUAUAUCAUCACGCUAAGAUCAACAGGAGCGGAGCAAUGCGGGUGAAACCGCAGCCUAAUAUACAAUGAAUCACUUUUUCCCUUGGUCACAGCAUCACACAAGAAUGGUUCUGUGUGGUGUUACUGGUGUCUCUGCCUUUUACAUUAUGCAAACCACAAGCUUCUAGUGGAGGCGGUCCUAACUUAGAUCCUGUUACAGAUGCGUCCAUGCCAUGUACUCUACAAAAUGGGUCAAAAGGAGAAUGCGUACCGUACUUUCAGUGCGAUGAGUCUCUCACAAUUAUAGACGAUGGCUCCGAUCUUUUGGACCUCAGGUCUUCCGUGUGUGCACAUUACCUGGACGUAUGUUGUGCACACAACAACGGGACAAAAACAACAACCACACCUGUGCCUGAGGUAUUCCACAGUUUACACGAUGAAGGUGAUACUCAUAUUACACAGACCGCCUUCAGUAUGCCUGUAUCUUCAAUUGUUCAUAAAUCUCAGGAAUUACCAGGGUGUGGCUGGAAUAAUCCGAAAAUUAGAGCAUUUAAAACAACAACAAGGGAAGUGGCUGAAAAUAGUGUAUAUGCGAACUACGGGGAUUUCCCCUUUAUGGUCGCUAUAAUAAAGCAAAAUAACAUAAGUGAUGUAUGGUCUCCAAGAGAUUAUGUUGGCGGUGCUGUUCUUAUACAUCCAUCUUAUGUAUUGACUGUAGCCCAUAAAGUAGUCCAGUUUGAGCCUUCAGAGAUAAAAUGCCGCGCGGGUGAAUACGACACGCAAACAAUAAAGGAACAAUUUUUACACCAAGAAAGAAACGUGAAGGAAAUUACAAUUCACGAAAACUAUUUUAGAGCAUCUCUAUACAACGAUAUAGCAUUACUAUCACUAGAAAAACCCUUCGAUUUAACUCCGAACAUUGGAAUAGGGUGUCUCGGUAAAAAUUUGCCGGGUAAUGACGUCACAUGCUUUGCGAUGGGCUGGGGGAAAGAGUUUGACAAAAACUACGCGGACGCUAUUAUAUUGAAAAAGGUGAAACUAAAUCUAGUAGACCGUUCGACUUGUGAGCGUCAAAUGCAAGAUGAACGUUUUGGACCCCUGUUUAAGUUGCACGAAUCGUUCGUAUGUGCGGGGGCUGAAGAGGGGGUUGAUACUUGUAAGGGGGAUGGGGGUUCGCCCCUCGUAUGUACUGAAGAAGUAAAGGGCGAUGAUAUAAGAUACGUGGUCUAUGGCCUAGUUGCCUAUGGUCUACGGUGUGGCGUAAAAGACGUUCCUGGGGUAUACGCUAACAUACCAAAUUUAUAUAACUGGAUAGACAAACAGAUGAACGGACAGGACAAACCGUAUAUAUAUUAGAAUAGAUAUAGUUUGAAGUCAAAAGAGUGGAUGUCAGACGUGAAACUUCUUUGGCAAGAUUCGAAGAUACCAAAAUCGUCUUACUCCAUGACGUGACGUUAUUAUAAAUAUGUAAUCGUAAUUGAAAAAAGUUAAGCAAAUGUGCAGUUCUAACAAAUCGAAAU
Messenger RNA from Colias croceus (clouded yellow), 1938 nucleotides. Its product is annotated as phenoloxidase-activating factor 2-like. The transcript is spliced from 13 exons. Lineage: Eukaryota; Metazoa; Arthropoda; Insecta; Lepidoptera; Pieridae. Gene Ontology annotation, biological process: proteolysis. Gene Ontology annotation, molecular function: serine-type endopeptidase activity. The record is from RefSeq and is a predicted model, not a curated record. The coding region runs from base 647 to 1774 and encodes 375 amino acids.